Messenger RNA from Rhinocladiella mackenziei CBS 650.93, 1350 nucleotides. RefSeq lists its product as uncharacterized. Bases 1 to 1350 code for a protein of 449 amino acids. NCBI's taxonomy places the organism in Eukaryota, Fungi, Ascomycota, Eurotiomycetes, Chaetothyriales, Herpotrichiellaceae. The transcript is spliced from 3 exons. The record is from RefSeq and is a predicted model, not a curated record.
AUGGACGGCCCGCUCCCGGAAGAAAUGGGGCCCUUAAAAUCCCUACUGGAUCAUUUGGGGACCGAAAUAUGCCGAUUCGUCGGAGACAACACCAAACAAGCCCAGGAAGACCUCCAGAUGGGAUUGACCGCGACAAAGGAUGAGCUAGCCUUUGUCAAGAAGGAGUUGGAAGAGACCAAGGCGAUGGUGCAUAGUCAGGUGGAAUGUUUUAGGGGUUUCUUCACCAAAAGCCCGACCGACGACCUGAAGCCGGAUUAUAUGAGGGCAGAGCAUCCGGAUUCAAUGAUGGUUGAUAAUGUGACCAAGGGGUCCCGUACUAAAAAGCACGAGGACCUUGAGAAAAAUUAUACACGUCUGCGCGGGGAUUAUCGGAACCUCUUCACCGAACACCAAGAAACGGUACAAAGUUUGAAUGCCGCUCAGCAGAGACUGGAAGAGUCUGAGAAAAGGCAGCGCGCUUUGAGAGUCCAGGUUGGCAGACUGCAAGGACACAUCACCCGCAAUGCCACCAAUGCCAACGAGUUGAUCGACUCCGAGGUAAAAGGCAAGCUAGAGCACAUUCGGGCUCGCAUCCAGUCGAUAGUGAAAAAGUACUGCGUGGGAAAGGUGAUCACCAUAGCCAGACCCAGUCAAGAACUUGUAAACUUCGACAAUGAAUGGUUGAAAAGAUCGAAGCCGCUUUUGCAGCAGUACACCCAACAUGACGUCGAGGAAUUCGCCACAUAUUGGGUGAGGAGUAAGAUAUACUUCCUUUUGGAAAGAGAGAUCUUCAGUAAAGAGGUAUUUGGCCUUGAAGACGACCUUGAAGCGAAAUUUGGCGAGUUUGAGCGCCUGAUCGUGAAGCACAAUCCAGACACCGAUAUUGGCGACUGGCGAGCCCUCACUCUUCGGUACAGCAAGGCCUUGAACAUGGAACAUCAACAGCUGCCUAGGGAAACAGCAUUGUAUAUUUUACACCUGUUCAUUCCAUGGGUCGCCGCGAAUCCAGAGAAUGCUGCUCCUACAAAGGGAAAUGUCAAACAAUAUUAUGUCCCUCCUCAGUUGAAGACAGACCUGGCCGAGAUUUGUCAAGCGGCGUAUGACCUGACCGUGAUGCUCAGACAGAGCGCCGAUAAGUACUACUUCGUUCCAAUUGAAGAGGACACCAGAGUUGAUUCUCAAGAACACGAGUACUUUGAGCCUGACCACGUGAUUGGCUCAACGUCAGAGUAUGUCGGAUCCAAAGUGUGGGUGACCCUUUUUGGUGCGCUGGUCAAGGAGUCUCAGGCUGGUGAGCGGUAUAUAAUGCAAAAGGCUCGUGUUAUUUGCAAGGCUCCUCCACCGCUGCCUGAUCGACCCAAGGACGAAUGA